Messenger RNA from Pisolithus orientalis, 1876 nucleotides. RefSeq lists its product as uncharacterized. The transcript has 4 exons. NCBI's taxonomy places the organism in Eukaryota, Fungi, Basidiomycota, Agaricomycetes, Boletales, Pisolithaceae. The record is from RefSeq and is a predicted model, not a curated record. Bases 393 to 1436 code for a protein of 347 amino acids.
CUCUCUCAUUACUACAGUUUACAGGGCCAUAAGAGGCCGUCAGGUGGGUGGAGCCGUGGAACGAGAGCGGGACUAAAGCAGGUCCCGUUGUUGACACUUACCUGGGUGUUUCAGGUAUGCAAGCACGCGAGGCCAGUCCAUGCAUGGAUUUUCAUGCUAUACUCUCGACAAUGGACGCAGACCAUAGCGUUGCCUCACGACGCAACGGCGUCGGUCUGGUCUCUCAAAGCGUUAUUGUUACUUGGGGGCUCCAGCAUCGCACAUGUCCUUUCGAUCUACGUAUAGACCAUCGCGCAAAGAUCAGAGUCCACCCUUCAAAAGCAAGAUGCACGCACGUCGUUCGACAGCAAUUCUGAGUUAAUUUAUAUCCCCUCCACUCCCCCUUGUAUCCCAUGACGCCAGAGACACCUGCAUUCUCCGCCUCCGAGGGGGAAUACUCGCGCGUACGCGAGUCGUCGAACGACCGUGGCAGAGUGGAACGGCAUUCUACCUCUACAGACUCGCCAGUUAGCAGUAAUGCAACCUUGGUAAAUGAUGAGGACCGUCUACGGGUAGAGGUGUAUAAGCUCAUCCUAUCACCUCCCAACCAACAAACCAAUGACCCCACCACCACCGAUACUCAGGUCAUAUCUUCUACCUCUCAACCGACCUUCAGUCCCUUUGCGGCACCAUUCGUUCCUUCCCAGACGACCCUUUAUUCCAUCCCAGCACAUCCGCCACCGGCAUUGGUCUUGCAAGACAAGCCCAGCUGGCUCAGUUCCUUCUGGCAAGGGACGACGACAGGAGUAUACGCAGAGCAGAAACUGCAUGCCACGCGUAUGGUCGAAGCUAGGAAAUGGAGCUUUGUCGACGUUUGUUCCCUCGCGCAUAGGUUCUCCUGGCAGUGCGCAACGCCCGACACAUAUGGCCCGUUCGCACGUGCUGUAUAUGACGCUCUCAACGACUCGUGUGGUACAUGGUAUUCCUCCUGCUUCUGCUUCUACCUUAAGAAGGGAGCGAUCGAAUCCUUCGAGUACGCGUGGUCGAACAUCGAUCCCAUGAAGGCCGAUAAAGACGACUACACCUUCCGUAUAUCGUGCUUCGUGGCCGAACUUUAUGCAGUUGACCUGCUCUCCAAAGCCCGAGUGCACGAGUGCUUCGGAAAGGUCCUUCACAACAUGUGCUCUUUGGAGCAUAUCCAUAUCCUAUGGGAGAUGGUUUCUCGAGGGAAGGAGAGCCUUUGGCAGGGUCCAAAAAGCUCGCAACUGGUGACUGCUUUCACCAGUCUUUUCGCAAGAAGAACGGAAACAAUUCUCGGCGCCACCAACACCGGACCUCCUGCAAUGGUAGCCACGAAGGAAGUCAACGACAUAUCACAGAUGAUUCACAAUUGGCACAAUCAACCUUCGACCGCCAUCAGCACGACACAGAAGUCCAUAUGGGCAUAUCCGUCCUGAGAGCGACAUCCCUGGCGUCUAUUCCAUUCCGUUGUAGAAGAGAGGUACAUAGUGACGUAUCAUAUCGCCCCCAUCAUUUGACGGUAUUGGAUAAUCGAUUAUUGAGAAUUUGCAGGAUGUAACGAGGACGUCUCUCGAGCAACCUGACAGUGUGUGCCACCGGCAGCAGUACACUCGUCCUUGGAACUCCCUUCUAAGUAUAGGCAACCGUUCUCAAUCUUCCUAUGUGUUCUCGCGAAAUUCUAAAUACUUCUCACUGGGCCUGCGUAAGCAGACCUAAUUCUCGAUCCUGAUGUGUCUCUUGGCCCACUCGGCCGUGUCCCGAGUCGCGUUAAGAAGUGGGUCCAGGGCCGGGAGAAGCCAGGUGUCCGCACCAACGACUUCUGGAACCGGAUACUGAGCUGAUGCAGCCAGCGACAAAUACGUAUGAUAUGGAUCUA